Molecule: messenger RNA, 4998 nt
Organism: Vespa mandarinia (Asian giant hornet)
Lineage: Eukaryota; Metazoa; Arthropoda; Insecta; Hymenoptera; Vespidae
Biological process (GO): regulation of transcription by RNA polymerase II
Cellular component (GO): nucleus
Molecular function (GO): protein binding
Source: RefSeq, a predicted model, not a curated record
UUUUUGUUUUCUUUUUCUUUUUUUUCUAUUUUCUUUUUUUCUUUAUCUUUUUUUUAUCAUCUCACCUUAUGAGCUAUGUAUUUAAAUUAAUAAAAUGCCCAUGGAAAUCGUUUUAUAUUUUUACAAUAGCAAUCGUAGCUUAUCGGUUCUGUGCCACGCGUUGCCUGUGCCUUUAAGAUAAGAAAGCUGCGAAUAUUAUUUAAUCUCAUUAUUGAAUUUGAUUUAAUAAUUCUUAGAAUAAAAAUAAUAAUAAUAAUAAUAAUAAUAAUAAUAAUAAUAAUAAUAAUAAUAAUAAUAAUAAAAGAGACAAAAAAACAAGGAGAAAGAAAGAAAAGCAAUUUGUUAUCUAAGUCGGAAUGGGCUUCCCUUAAUUAUUAUUUUCAAGUUCUUACCGUUGAAAUGCUGCCAAGAUGCGACAAAAAUGGAAAUGCUUGAGAUGAAUGAAAGGGAGGGGAUGGGAAGAUUAGAAAGAGAAGAUAGAUAAGAUAGACUCGAUCGAAGAUAUAUAAAAAGUUAUCUAGCGACGUAAGGUAACGUAUAAAUAAUUAAUUAGCCAGUGCCGAGAACGAAGGAAAGGUAGCGCUAACGAAGGUGAACACCUGUAGUCAAGUCUGUAUUGUUAUCUCUGGUCACACAAUGCAUACAAAAAAAAAACGAAGGAAAAAAACAGCAACAACAAACAGUAUUUAAUAUAAUUGAUGAUUUCAUUAAUAUUGUACCGUACUAUUAUAAAUUACGUUGAAAACGAUGAAAAAAAAGAAAAAGAUUACGAUUAUCCAAAGAUCUAUCCAAACCACCUUGUGAUUUCCUUCCUUGUGAAAUUUUUAAAUAACAAUGUCAUAUUUUUUUUUCAUCAAAUUCCACACAAAUAUCUUGUGAUUUUUUCGAAUAUUGUGAAAGAAUAAAGAAAGAAAAAUUGAUAUAUCCUAAAAGUACAAGGAAUAUCUUGUACAUUUGACAUUGACCAGUACCGUUUAUCGAUUGGCAUGAAACGGGAUGCCAUGUUUGCGAGGCGCCACACACGCGAUAGACCUCUCUUUCGUUGUAGGCCAACGGUUCUUGUUGUCCAUUCGUGUAACCUAACGUUAAAUCGGUGCAUCAUGUUUAGUCUCGUAAACAUCGUAGGUAAAUAAUUUUUUAAUCUCGCCGAUUUCGACGAUUUCAUCAUCGAAGAAAACCCGAUCGAUACACCAUACUUAUCGGCAGUUCUCUUAACGAAAACUGAGUCCUCUCAAAGCCCGCUCGAACAACGAACUUCUCUCUUGAUUCACAUAAUACAUUUGAAAAUAAUGUCACGAAAAAAGCAAUCGUCUUCCGACAAUCGUUCAAUGAAAAAAGACCAAGAUGACUCGAAUAGUGCCGUGAUAGCAUCACUGGAGGACGAAAAUUUGAACGAGGACGAUUCCGUUCCCGAGAUUGUUUUAUCGAACAAAGGUGGCCCAAAAUUGAUUCACAAUGGUUACAUGUAUACGAUGCACAAAAAACAGCCUCAACAUAUCCGUUGGAGAUGCGUCGGUAGAACAACGUAUUGUAGAGGAAGUCUUAUAACGACGGAAAAUUGUACGAAGCCGCGAAUAAGAAUGGAGCACAAUCAUAAACCGGAUUUCGCAGCUGCUCAAGUAGCAAGAAAACGUUAUUUGGCACUUGGCAAACCGCGCGUAUUAAUGAUGUCAUCUGAAGAGAAAGGAAACAUUCGUCAGCCAUUCGAUGGGACGGAAUCUGUCGCAAUCUUAUCUAGAAGAAAAACAGACGAAGUCGAUAAAUGUAAAAACCACGAUGAUCGUCAGCGAUGGGAGAAGCGUACUGCUAUACGAAAAAUUUUACAGUCCAACACGCCUGCCUCGCAAUCUAACACGACUACCACUAAAACCAUCAGAAUAGCAACCCAAUCUUUCGUAAGACCACAUAUUAGAAAUAUUGCCCCAGCACCAUCGCCACAACAACAACAGCAGCGACAACCAAAGACUCUUGUAUUAAAAACUAUACCGUUAAAGGUGAAGCAGGUUGCGCCAACGACGAUCAAGAUGCCACCGAGACAAACUCCGCAGGGCAUGCCACAAAAUAUUGUCCAUCAACAACCUACGGAGGUUUGUCUAAGGUGGAAUAGUUAUCACAGUAACAUGCAGAAUAGUUUCCCGUCCCUUCUGGAUUCGGAACAAUUCGUUGAUGUAACUUUAGCUUGCGAAGGACGAUCUCUGAAAUGUCACAAGAUGAUAUUAUCCUCGUGUAGCGAUUAUCUAGCAGACUUGUUGCGAGAAAAUCCUUGCCAGCAUCCUAUCAUCUUGAUGAAAGAUCUCAAAUUCUGGGAGGUUGAAGCGCUGGUUAAGUUCAUGUAUCGCGGUGAAGUUAACGUUGCUCACGACAAAUUACCUCAAUUAUUAAAUGCAGCCGAAGCUUUACAGGUUAAAGGAUUAGCAGCAGGUCCUAGUUCCUCCUCGCAGAACUCGAAACCACCGAUGCUUAUACCUCAAACAAAACCGUUAAUAUCUCAACCAGUAGUGCCACAAAUCGUACCAGAAACCAAAGAGAACAAGCCUUCCGCUUCUAGCGUUCCUCUUUCUUCUAGUCCUAAACGCGCGCAAAAAAGACAACAAUCGGAACCUCCUGAGCCACGGCCAUUCACAAAAAUUCGUUUACAAAGACCAAUCACACCAACGUCUCCACCUACGACAGUGAAAACUGAACCCUUGGAUAUACCUCUAAGUCCCACUGAAAUAUUUCCUGAAAGUAACGAGGAUAACUCUAAUCCAGUGAAUUUUGAAAAGCUUAUUAGUUUUCACGAGGAAGACGAUCCAGGAGGUGAUGAUCUCAACGAUGAAAACAGAGAAAUUAAUUUCUGCGAGAUACCGGGUCCACCAGAUUUGAAUGAUUGCGAAGAUCAGAUGGAAUUUGUACCUACGGACUUUCUAGAACAAGAACAGGACAUCGUUGAAGAAUCGGAACCAGGUUGUAAUAAGGAUAGUAAAGAUGAUUUAACCGAUCACAGUUCUGUUGAUGCUGGGGAAGGCGAUGACGAACGAGAUGGAGAAGAAGAAGAAGAAGAAGAAGAAGACCCAUGUUCGAAGGAGGACAAGACAGAGUAAAACGAUUUUAUCUACGAUUUUUUGCUAUCGUUAAGAUAUAAUCGAAUGACAAUUCGAUCGAAAGCGAAGAAAUAAAUACGUUCGAAUAGCGUCAUUAAUUUUCUGCGAAUAUUAUUGUUAAUAUUGUUAUAAAGUUUACUGUAAGUCGAUCAUAAUAUUUUUCAUUUUUUAAAUUGACUUGACGUAUAAAGAAAUUUUUCUAUGAAGACAUGAUAUCGAAAAAUAUCAAUUUUUUUCUUUUUCUUUUUUUGACAUAACAUUUUCGUUAUGUAUGUGAAUGAAGAAAAUUUAUAUCGAUCAUUUGUUUUAGAAAAAUAUAUAAAUCUGUUUUAUCAAUUAUCAUAUUUUCAAGAUCGAAGUGCAUUAUAAUAAUAUUUAACACGUUGCCGCAAAUGACGGCUAUGCCCGUCUGAUUUUUGACGAUGUGUAGGCAAAUGACUGCUAUAGCCGUCUUGCACAUCAAUUUCAUAUGGCAGUCAUAAACAAUUGAAAAAAAAUGUAUUUCUAAACACGAUCGUCAAAUUAAAAGUGUGCGGCAACGUGUUAAUGGAAAUAAUUUAUUGUCGGACUUGUUUCGAAUCUUGUAAUUGGAAUUUAUGCGUUUUUUGUAUAAUCUAGGCAUAAUCUAGAUAUUUUAAGAAUUAGAAGGAUAUGAUAAUAUUCCACUUGCUUCCAAGUUACAUAUUAAAUCAUUGUCUCGUUAAUGAACGAUAAAUCAAAGCUAUCGAUAGCGAAAACCGUUUGACGACUUUAAACGAUACGCCAAAGAAUCGAGCGUGAUAAUGUGAAACAUUUCGUUAAAUCAUAAAGCUUUCGCGCGAAGUAAAUCAUUAUACUUUUCUGUUAUCAUUUAUUUUCAUUGUUAGCCCUUAUCGGUCGUAUAUUAACUCUAACGUGACUGUGUAAUUUUAGCACUCAUAUUUCACGUGAAAGGUGACAAGACUGAGCAUGUAAAAACCUCCUAAUUGUCAAGUGUAUGCUUUUAUCCAAAAUAUUUACUUUUAGAUUUAAACACUUACGCGUUAAUCUCUAUCUAGGUGAUAUUAAAUAUUAUCUCUUUAAAGAUUUUGACUGUAGAAAUUCAUUUAUUUUUUUUUAAUUUUGUUUUUAAUUUUAAAAAGAGGGGGUUGGUUAACAAAUUUUUGGAUGUUCCAUAUCUGAAUCAAAAUCAUUGUGUUAAUAACAAUUCAAAAAGAAAUUUAGAUAAAGUUUAAACAAAAAUAAUGUAUUUUUAAUAAGAAAUAAUUUUAUUUAAAAAUCAUUCGCAUAACCACCUAAUAAAACUCCCAUGUAACAAGUUAUAUACAAAACGUUAAUGUCCGAUAAGGGUAACGAAUAUUUUAUUUUUUAUAUUUAACUAAAUAUAUACAUAGAACAGUCUAUAUAAUUAUUUAUUUUUAAAGAUAAGUUUUUUCUUUUCUGUUUAAUGCACAUCGAUAAAAACGACAUGCUUGGUAUUCGAUGGAAAUGCAUUUAAAUAUUAUAUGAAUUCGUCGAAAAUUUAUGUAUCUACUUUCGGCGUUAACAUUAUAUUUGAAAAAGAAUCGAUGCAUUUAUAAAAAUUAGAAAUAAAUUAAGGAUGCAUCCGAUUAUAUGUGAGUAGAUUGAUCGCAUGUCUAAAAAAUAUUUUAUAUUAUAUCUUCGUUUGAAUCUUAGAUUCUAGAUUGUCGUACGCGUUUAUUUCACAUUUCGAAGAUCGUGCAUUACCUCUUAUUGUAAAAGUUCUAAUAAUUAAGAAAAGAAGAUUGAUUUCUUACUCGAAAAUAAUACAGUAUACGUGUAAAAGAGCGGUAUCGCGCAAAUAUUCAAUCAAUCGCACGAUAUCGACUCUAUGAUUGGAAAGUAUAUGUACAUUGUAAUAUGUGAAAUAUUAUGUCUUAUAAAUAAACAGCUAUUACAACGUAUGGCGAAAUAA